AUGUCCUCCAAUGCCUUUAUGCGGGCCGCCAAGGCUGCUGCCCCUGCUGUUCGUGCUCACGUUCCCUCUCGCACUUAUGCUCAAGCUGCUGGUACUUGGGCUAGCCAAAAGGUUGCCAUGUCCAACCUUGAAAAGGACAAGUUCAUCAACUACCAAAGAAUCGAGGACAACCUUGAAAUUGUUCGCAAGAGAUUGGACCGUCCCUUGACCCUUUCUGAAAAGGUUGUUUAUGGCCAUUUGGAUGAUGCCAAGAACCAAGAUAUCGUUCGUGGUCAAUCCUACCUUAAGCUUCGUCCCGAUCGUGUUGCUUGCCAAGAUGCCACUGCUCAAAUGGCUCUUUUGCAAUUCAUGUCUGCUGGUCUUCCCAACGUUGCUGUUCCUACCACUGUUCACUGUGAUCACUUGAUUCAAGCUCAAGUGGGUGGUCCUCAAGAUUUGGCUCGUGCCAUUGAUAUCAACAAGGAAGUUUACGACUUUUUGGCUACUGCCUCCGCCAAGUACGGUAUUGGUUUCUGGCGCCCUGGCUCUGGUAUCAUUCACCAAAUCAUCCUUGAGAACUAUGCUUUCCCUGGUGGUCUUAUGAUUGGUACCGAUUCGCACACUCCUAACGCUGGUGGUCUUGGUAUGGUUGCCAUUGGUGUUGGUGGUGCUGAUGCUGUCGAUGUCAUGGCCGACAUUCCUUGGGAACUCAAGUGCCCUAAGGUCAUUGGUGUCAAGCUUACUGGUGAACUCAACGGCUGGACCUCUCCUAAGGAUGUCAUCUUGAAGGUUGCUGGUAUCCUUACCGUUAAGGGUGGUACUGGUGCCAUUGUUGAAUACCACGGUCCUGGUGUUGACUCUUUGUCUUGCACUGGUAUGGGUACUAUUUGUAACAUGGGUGCUGAAAUUGGUGCCACUACUUCCAUGUUCCCCUUCAACAAGCGUAUGGGUGAUUACCUUCGUGCCACCAACCGUGCCGAUAUUGCCAAGUACGCUGAGCAAUUCCAACACAACUUGCGUGCCGAUGAGGGUGCUCAAUAUGAUGAGUUGAUUGAAAUUGACCUCAACACCCUUGAGCCCCACAUCAACGGUCCCUUCACUCCUGAUCUUGCCACCCCCUUGUCCAAGUUCAAGGAUGCUGUUAUCAAGAACGAUUGGCCCCAAGAGCUUAAGGUUGGUUUGAUCGGCUCCUGCACCAACUCUUCUUAUGAGGAUAUGGCCCGCUCUGCUUCUCUUGUCCAACAAGCCAUUGACCAUGGUCUUAAGACCAAGGCCAAGUACACCAUCACUCCUGGUUCCGAACAAAUUCGUGCCACCAUUGAGCGUGAUGGUAUCAUGGAUACUCUUACCAAGGCUGGUGGUGUUGUCCUUGCCAACGCUUGUGGUCCUUGCAUUGGUCAAUGGGAUCGUCAAGAUAUUAAGAAGGGUGACAAGAACUCUAUCAUCACCUCUUACAACCGUAACUUCACUGGUCGUAACGAUGCCAACCCCGCCACUCACUCUUUCGUUGCCUCCCCUGAAAUCACCACCGCCAUGGCCAUUGCUGGUGACAUGACCUUCAACCCCAUGACCGACACCUUGAUUGGUGCCGAUGGCAAGCCCUUCAAGCUUCAACCUCCCUCUGGCGAUGAGCUUCCUCGUGCUGGUUAUGAUGCUGGUGAGAACACCUACCAAGCUCCCCCUGAGGAUCGUUCCCAAGUCAACGUUGCCGUUUCUCCUGAAUCCAACCGUCUUCAACUUCUCAAGCCUUUCGACAAGUGGAACGGUCAAGACAUCAAGGAAAUCCCCAUCCUUAUCAAGGUCAAGGGCAAAUGUACCACUGAUCACAUCUCCAUGGCCGGUCCUUGGCUCAAGUACCGUGGUCACUUGGACAACAUCUCCAACAACAUGUUGAUUGGUGCCAUCAACAUUGCCAACGGUGAGGCCAACAAGAUCAAGAACGUCUUCACUGGUGAAUUCGGUGGUGUUCCUGAUGUUGCCCGUGACUACAAGGCUCGUGGUGUUAAGUGGGUUGUUGUUGGUGAUGAAAACUAUGGUGAAGGUUCUUCCCGUGAACACGCCGCUUUGGAACCCCGUUUCCUUAACGGUGCCGCCAUUGUCACCAAGUCUUUCGCUCGUAUCCACGAGACCAACUUGAAGAAGCAAGGUAUGCUUCCUUUGACCUUCGCCAACCCUGCCGAUUACGACCGUGUCCAACCUGAUGACAAGGUUGACAUCUUGGGUCUUACCGAUUUCCAAGAAGGCAAGCCUUUGACUAUGCGCCUCCACCACCAAGAUGGCUCUGCUGAGGACAUCACCCUUAACCACACCUUCAACGAGGGUCAAAUCGCCUGGUUCAAGGCUGGUUCCGCUCUCAACUUGAUGCGCGAGAAGUCUGCCUAA
Messenger RNA from Lichtheimia ornata, 2361 nucleotides. RefSeq names its product aconitate hydratase, mitochondrial. The coding region runs from base 1 to 2361 and encodes 786 amino acids. Gene Ontology annotation, molecular function: 4 iron, 4 sulfur cluster binding; aconitate hydratase activity. Gene Ontology annotation, cellular component: cytosol; mitochondrion. The record is from RefSeq and is a predicted model, not a curated record. Lineage: Eukaryota; Fungi; Mucoromycota; Mucoromycetes; Mucorales; Lichtheimiaceae. Gene Ontology annotation, biological process: tricarboxylic acid cycle. The transcript is spliced from 5 exons.